Papaver somniferum (opium poppy) is the source of this 2793-nucleotide messenger RNA. RefSeq lists its product as uncharacterized. The coding region runs from base 29 to 739 and encodes 236 amino acids. Lineage: Eukaryota; Viridiplantae; Streptophyta; Magnoliopsida; Ranunculales; Papaveraceae. The record is from RefSeq and is a predicted model, not a curated record. The transcript has 2 exons.
UGUUUUGACUAGUUCUGAGUAUGGUCAUAUGCUUUUUGAUCGCGGUAAAGAGUUUGUAGUUGAUGAGAUGCUUUCUUACUAUUCUACUGCUAUAAGAGGGUUCAAAUUCGGUUUUGAGAUGCUUGCUUCUUAUUUGGCUGAGAAUUGUGACGAUGAAUCUUUUUAUGAGCUCAUUCUUCCACAGGGGUACCAAUUGGAUUCUAAAUUUACGAAUUCAAUAGUGUUUGUAUUGGUUAAACAUGGUGACAGUUGCAAUGAUAAGAAUCUGUUUGCAAAAUUUUCAAGUAGAGAUUGUAUCACCAGCUAUGCUUGUGUUGGUUUGUUGUUUGAUCAAUAUAGAAUGCCUGAAACCAGUUUGUGGAAUCCCUACCCAGAGGUGCUAGUUAUAGCAAGUUCAGAAUUAUUUCAGAAAUUACUGAGUUACAUGGGAAACAAUAAUUAUGAGUUGGUCUUUUCGAAUGCAAGUAGUUACGUAAUUGCUGCUGCGACAGUGUUUGUGAAAACACCUCGAGGAGAUAGUGAAGAUUCUGACACAUUGAUUGUUGACAAAGUGUACUCAGUAGUUACUGUGAAGCGGAGAUAUGGUUUUCUUGAAAUGUCUGAUAGAGUAGUGUGCAGUUUAAGAAGUCAAGAAUGUCUCAAUGGUGGACGGGAUGUUUCUGGAAAGGUAUUUGAUCGUGGGAGGUUGCUAGAACUGAAUAAAAGAUUCGAGUUAUGGUUUAGUAUCAAUCUACGGUAGCAAGUUUCUUGUUCAAUUACUCUGGAAAUAUGUCAUUAAGUUUCAGAUACUUGUGUGGAAGGAAGUACUCGAGGAGUUUCGUCAUCCAGUUUCCUUAUCAGAACUCACUUGCACCUUGUUCAUGGUUGGCUGUGCGAGUGGUAUGUGAUGGUUUGUCUUUUGGCUGGAAAGAACUCGUCACAAGUAUGGUGGGAAUCAAAGUGAUGCUUAUAAAGUUUUAUAUUGAUGAGCGAAAUGGAGUUCACGAGGGGUUGAAGGAAAAUCAUAAUAAUAGAGAAUCUACUUGUGCAAGACUAAUUCAAAUUAAGAAACAAGAAUCUGUAGAAAUUCUGAACUACUUCGUGCGUGGCAUUCCCAGCUUGGUUAAUUCUCGACAGUACCUUCCUUGUUGUAUGGUUUUUGAAGUAUAUGAAUAGAGAGUGGAAAUAAUCCAGAUCAGUGAAGAAGAUGUUAUUCUCUUGCAACAGAGACAUGGAUUUAUAUUGUCUUGUUUUUGCUUACGGAGUAUGGGAAAAGCUAGUAGCUAUGAAUGGAUCAUCACCGAGUUACAACCUAGAGUACCUAGUUGUAUGGUUUGUGGUAAUAAUCCUUGGUGUUCAUGCUGGAAGACAGUCAUUGUAAGGAUGGUGGGAAUCAAGAAGAUGCUGCUGGUGGUUAAUUGUUCUUGCACUCACCUAGAGGUUACAAUUUUCAGAGCAACUACCUUGGUAACCCAAAUAGGCAGUAUUAUAAAGGCCAUCAGAGUUAUCUGCGAAGAAAUGUGUAUUACAAGUUUGGGUCUUCAAGAGUUUACAUCUGACGAAGUUUUGGUGGAAAAAUUUUCCCUAGCCUUGCAAUACUUCUGGAGCUAUAAGAGUAAUAUCUUUGAUAAGUACAGAUCAGGUUACAUAACGCAAAUUUUGCUGGAUAUUUCGAGUUCUUCCCAAGUCAUGAGUGGCAACAGUUGUACUGGGUUAUAGGAGGCAGGGGCUGUAACAAGCUCCUUAUAGCGGCAUCUGGGUGUUUUAUUGGGACUAACCGACAUCUUGUGAAGCAACAUCAGACCUCCACAUCUGAUAGCUCAACAAAGCAAGAGGAAGAUGAGGCUCUCAACUACAUGGCUGUGAUACAGAUUUCACAAGAGAUGAAUGUAUGUUGUGCAUGGGUUUACAACCAGGAAGUGAUUAAGUCUGCAGUCUUUGGGGAGGUUCUUCGAGUGUUUGGUUUUUCUUGCACAGGUUCAAGUGUUAUAAUCUCUUCAUUACAGGUCCAUGGAAGUAUUGAGAGGCUAAGAAAAAUCAUUAAGGUAUCUCUGAAUUUGACCAUGCCUUGUCUGCAAUCCUUAUAUUAUGUCCAGCAUAACAAUUGUUGUUGCCACCGUAUGUCUGAGUUCAUGCCUGUUGUGAUUUUCACCCAAAUUGAGUUGAUCUUGGUGGUCUCAUUGAGAUUGAAAUACACCGGGUUAUCUUCGAACUUAUGGAGAGAGGAUCUUACAUCUCAGAAAAAGGGGUAUCAUUAAUAUAACUCUGUGGAUGUUAAUUGAAAUUGAAACUUAUAAUGAGAGCUCUGUCCAUACCGGUGAUGCCAAGAAUUACGAAGCCACUGAGUCUGUUUUUUUAGAGAAAAUAAGCUCAGAUUUCUUGAGUGCAUUGAUCAUCUUUGAAGGUGGAGUAUCAACUAUUUUAGAAAGGGAACUACAACUAAGACUGACGCUUACAGUUCAGAUGAAUGGUUUCAGCUUUUCAUGGUUCCGAGUGUUGAAGCUUGUGAAGUUCACAUUUCCUACAGUAUUCGAGAUGAAACUCCAAGUCUGUGACAGCUGCCCUCUACAUUUAUCGAGCUCAUUUCAUAUCCUUGAGGACAAGGAUAUUUUGAAGGAGUGGGAUUUGUCAUGCCCCAGCUAUGGGCUGUCCCACUUGUCAAGGGCAUACCGGAUGUUAUUUAGUAAACCUAGUAACAGUAGGCGUGUGAGCGGCAUGUGCCGGUAGUUGAGACUGUUUUUCCCUUAUGAGCUUCAAUCUUCUGUAAUUGCUUCUUCAUGAAAAUUAGUAAAUCAAAAUUAUCUCUCUCUAGAA